ACCAGAUGCAGCAGACAAUAGCUAUCAUCACAUUGCAGAAGGCUAUAGCAGUCAAAUAAUAACAUGAAGCUGUUAUACUGGAGUCUAUUGGGAAUUUUUAUGUAUGAAGGAUCAUGUUUAAAGACUCGCUAUGAUGGGGAUAAGGUUCUGAAAAUAACCCCACAAACACAUGCCCAUGCUCAAUACCUGAGAGAAUUAGUAAACAACUUACAGCUUGAUUUAUGGAAGCCAGACAUGGUUGAAGAUAUAUCUCCAUUAAGAGAGUUGCACGUGCGGAUCCCUUUUUCCCAUUUAGAGGAGACGGAAGGAAAGCUUCUACAUCAAACAAUACCGUUUAUGGUAAUGAUCAAUGAUAUUCAAAAGUUGAUAGACAGCAGCACUGUGAGAGAUAGCAAGCAGCAGAAAAUAUCUCUGGAAAGUUAUAACUAUAAAGAAUAUCAUCCAAUGAACGAGAUCUAUCAAUGGAUGGAUGAGAUCAAAGAGAAGCACAGUGAUCUGGUAACACACCAUUAUUUAGGAAGUACAUAUGAACAACGACCAAUCUACUACGUCAAAAUUGGAUGGCCAUCAGAUAAGCAAAAAAAAGUUGUUCUUAUGGACUGUGGAAUUCAUGCUCGGGAAUGGAUUGCUGUCGCAUUUUGCCAGUGGUUUGUGAAAGAGAUCCUGGCCAAUUAUAAGAACAACCCUGUGCUUCAGAAUGUCCUCAAACAAACUGACUUCUACGUCAUACCUGUGUUGAAUGUUGAUGGAUAUGUCUACUCGUGGACACAUGAGCGCCUUUGGAGAAAAAAUCGAUCCCCACAAAAUAAUGGCACCUGCUAUGGUGUUGAUCUCAACAGAAACUUUGAUACAGCGUGGUGCACUGUUGGAGCCUCUAGAAACUGCUCCAGUCUUAUCUUCUGUGGUCCUUCUCCAGCUUCAGAACUUGAGACCAAGGCACUGGUUGCUCUAGUUGAAGAGAUAUUACCUAGCAUUCUAAGCUAUCUCACUAUUCAUUCUUAUGGGCAAUAUAUCCUGCUUCCAUUUGGCUACACAGCGAAUCAGUCUGAAAAUCAUCAAGAGCUGAUGGAUGUUGCAGUAGAGGCUGCCUCAAAAAUCAAGGGACUCUAUGGCAAAGAAUACACCGUGGGCUCAUCUGGUAUCAUAUUGUAUGAGGAUUCUGGGUCCUCUGCAGACUGGGCUGCUGACCUUAAAAUAAAACUGCCUUACACCUUUGAAUUAAGAGAUAACGGAACCUUUGGAUUCCAGCUACCACCAGACCAGAUUGAACCAACAUGUGAGGAGACCAUGUUAGCUGUGAUGUCCAUGCUGGAAUAUAUCAAUGUAAAGUACCUGGAAAGCAAGGCAAUGACAGUCUUUUCACCUUGGUUAAAUAUAUUGCUAUCAUCUGCUCUCUGCAUGUAUUACAUUCUAACCCAUUAAAUGUUUAAUGCUGUGAUAAACAUAAUUGGAGAGACUUUAGUACAUGUAUUGAAUAAUGUUUAUAUUGAAAUUCAACAAUAAAUAGUAAGAUGGAGUGAAAGAUGAAAACUGUCUAAUUUCUGGUUGUGCCAUGAAUCCCACAUUGACACUCACACAUUCCCUAUAAGUAUUUAUGUUAUAUGCAUAUUUUUAAUACCUAUUAUUAUGAUUAGAUGGAAAGUUAGUGCCGAUUGCCAUACCUGCACUAUUUUGUUAUAUACCUGUUAAAUGACGAUUGAGUGGUUUAUAUGGAUUUCCCAUGAUGGAACUACGUUAAUGGAAAGUUAAAAAUAGCAAAUGCAUAUGUAUUAUAUCAGUAAUCCCUUAGAAAUGCCACCAAGUCAACGAGAUAUUCCCACAAGUAAUCCUUCAUUAUUAUAUUAUUAUGUUGUGUGACAAUGUAAAGAUUUAAUUGUGGUUAGCCAAGUAUCAAAGAAACACUAGAUAU
Messenger RNA from Pelobates fuscus (common spadefoot toad), 1909 nucleotides. RefSeq names its product carboxypeptidase O-like. Gene Ontology annotation, molecular function: metallocarboxypeptidase activity; zinc ion binding. The record is from RefSeq and is a predicted model, not a curated record. Gene Ontology annotation, biological process: proteolysis. The transcript has 12 exons. The coding region runs from base 64 to 1422 and encodes 452 amino acids. NCBI's taxonomy places the organism in Eukaryota, Metazoa, Chordata, Amphibia, Anura, Pelobatidae.